AUGCAUUACAAUAAUUUUUCUUUCUCAGAGACUUAUGAUAUAGCUAGAGCUGUAGAAAUUGCUGCCGUCGAUUCAUCUACAAGCGACGAAGCAGCUAUGUCACGGUUGCAAGAUGGCCAAACAUUGGGUACUAAACGUGAACGGAAACGUCCAGGACGUUUUUUAGACCAGGAAUCAGACAGAGCUAGCUCCAGUGAUGAUUACAGUAGAGAUAUGCAAAAUGAUAAAGAAACUACACCAAAACAUCAAUUUCAUUAUGAUUCUGGUCAUGACAGCUCAAAAGAUGUAGAAGAGACCCAAGAGUUAGACUACAGCGAUUUUUUUGAAAAUCACCCUCAACACUCUACAAAGCCAAAAUCAAAAAAUAUUAAUGUAAGAAAAAUAGAAAAUAUAACACAUACUAUUAUAAAAAGUAAAACAUCUCAAUCUAUCGACAAAACAAAAGAACCUGUGGUUUUUACGGAAAUGGCCAAAGAUCCGGGUACUUUGACACCUGUGGACGAGACCAUUGAUAAAACUAUUGAAAUAAAUAUAGAAAACGGCAUUCAUCAUCAAAGUCCGAGUCAAGGAGCCAUUUCUAAAUCUCCAGAACCAUCGUUGCCUAUGAACGAUACUGAAACUUUAACCGCUGAAAUUUUAAAAUUAGAUUGUUCUCCCAACUGCUGCAAUUGAUGUAAUUAAUGUAAGACGUGAUCAAGACGAUAAGAAACAAACCCGUAAUGUUUUAUCUUACAUCAUAACUGAUGAGUUUGCUCGCCCACUUUCUUGGACUGGACAAAAAAAAAACUAUUAAAGUUAAAGACAUGAAGUUUGUUGAAAUUUUAAUCGAAACGAUUACUCAGAAUAAUCAUGCAAGCUCGCAUGGCAUGAUUGAAUCAACUAUUAAAUCAUGGCUCCAGCAUAGUGGUCACAGGAUUGAUUAUCGUUCAGGAAACAAAACCAAAGACAAGUAACAUAAAUGUACUUAAAACAAUAUAAAAUUUAAUAAGUUACAAAAAAUG
This is a messenger RNA of Cotesia glomerata, 1001 nucleotides long. RefSeq lists its product as uncharacterized. Bases 1 to 672 code for a protein of 223 amino acids. The record is from RefSeq and is a predicted model, not a curated record. The transcript has 3 exons. NCBI's taxonomy places the organism in Eukaryota, Metazoa, Arthropoda, Insecta, Hymenoptera, Braconidae.